UCGCGCAUUUCAUUUCCACCCCUUUUCACUAGAACUCCUAUUCAAUGACAGAUUUUAUAGUUUCCUAUAUUUUUUUAUUAAAAUAGCUAUCAAAUUUUCUAGUCCAAGUGCCAUAAAAAAGAUAUAAAAGUUACAAUCGAAGCAAUUAUUCGUACGUUACCUCCAAACAAGAUAUCCUAAUGGUCUCUAACACUCAAGCUAUUGGAAUAAAUAUAGACCAACCCAGAUAUGACCAGAACACUUACGUCGGACGAGCUAAACAUUUCUUUCUCACCACCAAUCCUUUAAACAUUUUUGUUUCAAAUGAGCAAUUAGAAGAUGCCAGAACAAUUGUUCAAAAAUACAGACAUGGAGAAGGUUUACCAGUUGGUAUGACAGAAGAUCAAUUAUGGAAAGCCAAAAACUUGUAUGAUUCUGCAUUUCAUCCUGACACAGGAGAUAAAAUGAACAUAAUAGGAAGAAUGUCAGCGCAGGUGCCAAUGAAUAUGAUAAUCACUGGAGGAAUGAUUACGUUUUACAGGAGUAUACCGGCCGUUGUAUUUUGGCAAUGGCUGAAUCAAUCGUUCAACGCUUUAGUGAACUAUACCAACAGAAGUGGAGAUCUAGCACAAAGCGAUACGCAAAUACUUACAUCUUACAUCAGUGCUACAGGAGGUGCAGUAGGAACCGCUUUAGGAUUAAAUAUGUUAACAAAGAAAAUGCCAAAACUUGUUGGUCGCCUGGUACCUUUCGUAGCAGUAGCUGCAGCAAAUUGUAUCAACAUUCCAAUGAUGAGAGCACAAGAACUUAAGGAAGGCACACCUGUCUAUGACGAAGACAAUAAUAAAUUAGGAUACUCCAAAGUAGCAGCUAAGAAUGGAAUUAUUCAAGUGACAUGUAGUCGUAUUUUUAUGGCACUGCCAGGAAUGGUUGUCACACCCAUUGUGAUGAAUUCUCUGGAGAAGAAAGGAUUGUUACGUAGACAUCCAUGGAUGGUAUUGCCUACUUCUUUGGGAGCGUUGGGUUUAUGUUUGACCUUUGCAACUCCUCUGGCAUGCGCCUUUUUCAAGCAAAAAGCUUCCAUCUCUUUUGAUCAGUUGGAACCUGAAUUAAAAGAAAGCAUCAAAAAGCAGUCCAAAAAAAUCCCAACCGAAGUGUUCUUUAACAAAGGAUUAUAGAGAGGAAUCCUUUGUACGGAACAUAUUUAUGAAUAGUCUUUCCAUUAGAAAUGUUAAGUAGGUAUUCUGACAGAGAUGCAACUUUUAACUGUCUAUGUAUGGCAUCUGAAUAACAUAUCUAAUAUCAUGCAACUCCUUCCAUAAAAGAUACUUUAUUCUAAUGGACGAACUAUAGACCUUUUUAAUCAAUGAAGAAAUAUAUUUAACUGAAAACUUAUUUUUAUUCGGCU
Molecule: messenger RNA, 1387 nt
Organism: Psylliodes chrysocephalus
Lineage: Eukaryota; Metazoa; Arthropoda; Insecta; Coleoptera; Chrysomelidae
Source: the annotation of a GenBank genome assembly